Molecule: messenger RNA, 9660 nt
Organism: Euleptes europaea (tarantolino)
Lineage: Eukaryota; Metazoa; Chordata; Lepidosauria; Squamata; Sphaerodactylidae
Gene: WDFY4
Product: WDFY family member 4
Exons: 61
Coding region: 1-9660 (3219 amino acids)
Molecular function (GO): protein binding
Source: RefSeq, a predicted model, not a curated record
AUGGAGGCUGCGCUGGAGUUCCCAGAACGACUCGAGGAGAAGGAAGUCUCCGCAGAUGAGAACAAUGGUCAGGAUCCAGCCCUGAGCAAGGAGAGUGAGAUGGGAGUCCAGCAUGGUGAUCCCAGCGGGGAGGAUUCAGGCCGGUGCCGUCCGGUUCUUUGGGAGACCCUGGGAAGACAGUUCGAGGAAUACGGGGAGAUGGCAGAUGUUCUGAGUCCAGAAGAACGGCGAAGACGUCUCUUUGCUUUCAUGCCCCUCUUCCUGAAGGCCUGGGAGCAGUUGGAGGGCGAAAUUUCUUUCCCUGACAUCCACCUUUUCGCUAGCGAGGCUUCUGAUCUGCUGGUGAAAGAAAUCAAGAAGAGCAUGAACGGAAAGCCAGCAGAAGCAGCCCGACAGAGCGUGUGGCGGUUCCUGCAGGGGAAAGCAGAAGAGGAAAUCCACGGCUAUGUGCUCCUGAGAGCGCUCUACGUGCUCUUGCAUGCUCCCUUGGAACGAGGGACCCGACAUGAUAUUAUCCAGUCAGGGCUCCCAAUAACUCUGCUGCAGUGCCUGUACCUCUUCUUUGCCUUUCACCUGGACGAAGAUGGCGGUGGAACGUGUCAAGGGGAACGGCAGGUGCAGGAAGUACUUGUGCAGAUAAUGCUCAAUCUUUGUGCAGAAGAGCAAGGAGUCGAACAGCUUCUCAUGACGUCUGACCUGCAGUCUCUGAUCAUAGCAACGGCCUCUCUCUGGAAUCAAGGCAGCCCUUCCUGGAAGGGACCCACAAGUUGCGUCCUGCGAGCAAUUUCAAAGGUCCCGUCCCAAAACAUCAUUUCAUAUCUGCAAGCUACAGACUGUGUUAAGAUGUCCAUUCAGAACCUGUCAAAAUUGAUGGACUCCUUGUCGCCAUGUGACGUAUGUGAAGUCCUCAACAUACUCUUGUGUUUUGUGAAGAACUCCUACACGGUCUCCCCGGCCUUGCUUUCAGAGUUUGAGAAUAACGGGGGGUACCAGCUGCUGCUGACAGUUUUUCUCAGGUACGACGGGCCGCUGGAUGGCAAAGAAGACACGAGUCUCCAAGAAACCCUGGACAUCCUGACGCAGCUCACUGUCUGUGGGCAAAUGGAACUGAAGGUGUCAGGCAACAUGGCCCACCCUCAGCUCCCUCAAUUCAGUGCAGAACACGAGGCCUUGGCAGAAACAGCUGGUCUUGAUUUUGUUUCCUCAGGAAACAGAGUGAGAAACCUGAAGGCUUUCCAGGUGUUAGAAUCCCUCUUUCGGAAGACCAGCAACCCGGCCCUCAGCCAGCGUAUCUUGCUGGCCAUGAAGUCCAUCUGGACUUGGGACCCCGUGAACUUCUUCCUCCUCGAAUGGUCACUGCAGCCCAUUGCCCAGUUUGUCGGCCUCCUCCCCCUCAAGCCGCCCCAGGUCCAGACUCAGUUCUUCCAGCUGGUCGAGUCAGUGGUUCUGGACUUCUCCUACAUCCCUCACGAUAUCCUGAAGGAGAUUCAGGGUCUGAUCAAGGAGAAUGCAGACCCCCUCAGCACCUCUGCGGCUCUGUGCUGCCUCCGGAACAUCGCCCAAAAGGAUGCGCUCUUUACGGAUAUCUUUCGAGACUCAGGGCUCUUGGGGAUGCUGCUGGUGCAAUUGCGCAAAGAGGCAAAGAUACUGAGGAGGAAAGGUGGGGCCCACAUACCUGGAUGCCAAGAGGACACCACAGAAAGGGAGCUCAUCAGUAGGAUGCUGAAGAUGGUGAACGUCCUCCUUGUGGGGUCAGUUAGGAACACUGUGGUUCUCCGGGAUUAUGGGAUGGUGCCCUACAUCAAGAUUUUCCUGGAUGAUAGACUGUAUCGAAGCGACACUUUGACCAUCCUGGAGCAGCUGUCGGUGGUGAACCCCGAGGAAUACAUGAGCAUUGUUGUUGGGGCCCUCUGCUCUUCCACCCAAGGGGAACUGGACCUCAAGCUCGAUCUGCUGAAGUCUCUCCUGAGGAUGCUGGAGCAUCACAGGGGCCGCUCAGCCUUCCGAACCAGCAGCGGCUUUAACGGGCUGCUGUCCCUUCUCUCGGAUAUGGAGGGUGCCCUGCGUGACCCGCCGUCGGCCCCGUGGAGCUCCUUCGGCCGCACCCGCACCAUGGAGCUCCUGUCGCACACCCUGCAUGCCUUGGCAGCCGCUCUGCACUCGGACCCCGUCAACAGCGACUUCUUCCGCAAGAACGGCCUCUUUGAGAAGCUGGCCGAGGACCUGGUUUUGCUGGGCUGCUUCACGGGGCAGAAGGGGAGGCUGACCUUCAUGGGGCUCGGCGAGACCAGGUCGUUUGCCGAAUUUCUGAACGCAGCUGUCGGGUCGGCGGAGCUUCUCCCUCCCUGCCUGAAAAGCUGCAUGUGGAUAUUCCGGUUCCUUGACCAGAUGGCCACGGGGAGUCUCUUCCGCCCCAGGAGCUGCUCGACCAAGAUGGAGCUAGGGGUAGAGGAGCUGCUGUUGACUGCCAGAAAUCACCAAGAAGAGACUGAAGACGUCAGUGAGCAAGUGGACGAUAAGGGAACGGCUGACUGCCAGUGGCUGGAACCCAAAGAAAGGUCAGCCUGUGGGGAGGAGUUGCUGGUACACCCGGGAGCUCUUGGUGUUAUGGUACGGCUGCUUCCCGAGCUCUACAAUGACGCUUACCCAGAGUUAUCGUGGGAAAUCCAGCUCGCGGUGGCCUGUCACAUCCAGUCCUUGAUGAGGGUGGAGAAGAACCGCCAAGUGGCCUGUGGGGCGGGCCUGCUGGAUAUCGUGGUUUCCUGCUGCCAAGAUGAGCUCCGCGAUGCCCACAAUCUCCUGCACCUUCCUCUCCUCAGGCUCUUUGAGAAGCUGGCAUCCCAAUCCAUCGAGCCGGAUGUCUUAAGACAGUUUCUCUGCCUCAGGACCCCGUUGCUACCUCUAGAGUCGGGGUCCAGUGUAAGCCCGGUCCCGUCUCCUCUGGGACGCAAGAAUGGCUCUUUCCGAAAAACCUGGGAAGAAGGUUCACUGAGCGAUCCUGCAAAUUGUCACCUGGCUCCCCCAGUUUCGGUCGUGUCACGGAUGUCCGAGAACUCAGUGGCGGCUCUCGAGGCAGCCACCAGUCUGAUCGCCAUGACUGCUCCGCGCAACUUCCAGCCACAAAGCGCCUGCCUCGCACCUUCCUUUGUGGAGUUUGACAUGUCCCUGAAAGGAUACGGCUGUUUAUUUCUCCCAACUUUGGCUACGGUUCUGGGUCCCAAUGCUGAACACUCCAUCUCAGGAGGAAUUGGAAAGGGGCCCAGGUUGUUCCCCUCGCCGGAUGGCCUGACCUUCUCCUCCUGGUUCCUGGUCAGCAAGAGGGGCUCUGCUCAUGAUGCCCCCCACCCGCUGCGCUUCCUCACGCUGGUGCGCCACAUGGCACGGACGGAAGAAGAAUUUGUCUGCUUCUCGGUCAGCUUUUCUCCUGAGAGCGAUUGCCUGACCGUCUCCACAGAGGAAACGCCCCUCCAGCCCCUCGACCUGAUGGAACCCAAAUGUGAAAACGUUGGGCAGUCCUCCGCCUUCUCUCGAGUGCAAUUCAGCUGUGCUGGGCUGCUAGUUACUGGGCAGUGGCAUCACCUGGCAGUGACGGCGGCAACAGAAACGAAGAGGAUUUGUAUCGUUUCAGCCUAUCUAGAUGGGCAGCUACUCGGGUCCGCUAAGAUGCAGUAUAUCCAGCUGUUUCCAGGUAACUUUGUGUCCAUGGACCCCUCCUCCUUUAUUGAUGUCUACGGCUACAUGGCCACCCCACGGGUUUGGAACCAGAAGUCUCCCUUGACGUGGCGCCAGGGCCCGAUACACUUCUUUGAAGAAGCCGUUUCCGUCGAGACUCUGCAGCGGAUUUCCAGUCUGGGUCCGAGGUACUGUGGCAGCUUCCAGGACGUGGAGCUUGGAGGAGAGGGAUCCAGUAACGAGGUCCGGACUGGAGCCUUAGUAGCACAGGAAAAGAUUUCCUUUGGGAUCAAUGUGAUGAGCUCAAGCUACACCACAAUCAGAGGCAUAAGGGACCACUACGGAGAGGUGGAUGGACGCCUGAUAGCCAAAGAGCUGGAGCUCUCCUCUCGUGAUGGUAUGACGCCAGUUUACCUGGCUCGAAAUAUUGCUGGAAAGCUUCCCGGUCCCUUAAGAACUAUUGGAGCCGUUGCUGUGGGCCAGUAUGGGACCCGCGUAUUCCAGACAUGCCCCGCAGCCGUCAGCCUGAACUACAUCGGAGGGCCAGCUCUUCUGCUCGGCCUCCUUACGCUGGCUGGAGACGAUAGCUCGAUGUACGCCACGGUCAAAGCCCUCCACUCCGUCCUCAGCAGCAGCACAAUGAGUGAAAAUCAGAUGCGACAGAUCGGCGGGUACCAGAUCUUAGCCUACCUUCUCCAAAGGAAGAUCCAUCUGUUGAACAGCAGAAUUCUGCAACUGAUCCUAUCCAUCGGGGGCAUCGCAGAGACCAGCAUAGAAUCCUUAACCAUCAAGAACCCAGAGGCCUUCCAGUAUGUCCUCUGCAACUUUGAGCUGUGGUGUCACGGCCCUGAAAAUCUGGACCUUUCCCUCUUCACUCACCUGACAGAAAUUCUGCAACCCUCAAGGGAUGGGCACUGGAACGCGAAACUUGCUCAUCAGAUGCAAAUGGUACCCAAACUGUUGCUUCUCUUCGACGCCAAGGUCCCACGCUCCCGAGUCAGCAAGAUCUGUGCUGUCCUCUCUGGUUUGCUCCAGGGCCAUUUCAGCAUCCAAGAUACCCUUCGGAUCAGCUUGUUCUUGGUUUACACUCUAAGCCCCUUCUCUGUAGAUGAAAAUAAAAUCUGCCUGGACCAAGUCCCGGAAUCGUUGGGAGAUGCUUUGAGCCAAACAUCUGGAAACAGGAUCUGGCUCCGAAACCAGCUGCUGAAGAUGCUGCUGGACGUGCUGUGCUCUGACCAGCUUCAUCCGUCCUCUGAGAUGCGAGAGGACGUGUUCCAGGCCCUGGGGCCCGACUGGUUCCUGAUGUUCAUACAAAGCCAUGUGCACAUGAGCACGGUAGUCCUGGUGGUCAGGUUGCUGCUCCACUUCCUGCACAACCGCUCACUGCUGUGCAAAUUCAAGGAAGGGAUGAUGGCUGGCCUGUGGCUAGAGAACAGCUCAAGGGGUCUCAGCGUCUUGAUGGACAAUUUAAAGAGCGGCGCACAGGUCCCUGAAUGCAGUCCAUACCUGCUGUAUGGGUUUGUAGAGCUGAAGGCGUUCCUGAGCAAUUGUGUCCACAUCCCUGAGAUUUAUUUUCUGCUGUCGGGACUACUUCUGGCCACUCCGGUGUGUGAGCCACCAGAGGAACCCAAGGCCGACCUGGACGCCAUGUUGCAGUGGCUGCUACGGAACCACAUGGCGGACUCCAUUGCCAAAGUGGGCUUGUGCCCAGAAGCGGCGGUUCUGCUCCUGGAGAUGGUGAAGGCCACGGUGAACAGGGUUCCAGCAGAUGCAGAGGAUUGUUGGGAGCUCAGCUACCUCGGGCAUAUCAUGCAGUUCUUCUGUAUGGUCCAUCGCAGACACUCCCAGGAUCCCCUCUGGUGCAACUCAGACUUCCUCCAAGCCUUGGCAUUGGUCGUCUUCCCCUCACCCCAGGGCAGCCCCGAGAGUGACUCAUCCACCAGCCGCCUUCCUCUUCCUUUCACCUUGGACCCUGCCAGGAAGCCGGUGUGGGACUUCACCUGCCGUCUCCUGAUGGAAAUGUUGCUUGUGGUUCCGGCACACAGGCACUGGCACCCCAUGGAGAUGCUUCUCGAGGCUUCUGCAGAGAGCUCCACCGCUGAUCAGAGGAAGCACUUCCAGACAGAGAUGUUGGUUUCCAUCAUGGAUGUGUUCCCCAUAAUUGUCCAAGAGGAUGAGAAGAGGACUUGCAGCCUAGGACGGAACGAUGCAGCCAGAAACACUUUGGAGCCAACUACGCCAACUCUUCUUGUGAACCUCUCUUAUUUAACACAGAAACUGGUAGAGAAGCUUUCUGCCGGAGCGUUUGUGGGAGACCCGAGAAAGAUCAUUGUCUUCCUCGUGGAGCAAGUGAGCAUGGCCUUGCAGAAGGUGCCUCUCCACACGGAAACGAUUCUCAGCGUUCUAUACGGCAGCUUAAACCGAGCCAUCCUCUGCAGCCUGUCCGGUUCCACUUCUGAUCAGCCAAGACUCCUCAGCAUCCUCCGGACCCUGCAGCAGCAACGGGAUACCAUCUUUGCAACGCAGAACUCCAGUCCGGGUUUCAUCCCCUGCCUUUUGCAUUGCCUCUCCCAGCUGAGGCGCUCAAGUUCUUCUAAGCAGUGCGACGCAAAGCAGAGAAUGCCAUCUGCUCAGCGUAUCUUCCAGGCCCCCGGCCAGGGGGAGCAGAGGACAGACCAUCUACCUGUUCCCGAGAAUGUCCAGGAAGAGAUCUGGAAGUCCACCGAAGACAUCUGGAACCAGCUUCUCUCUCAGCGGAGACUAGACCUGGAAGAUGCGUACAAAAUGGCUCUGUCUGUAGAGAGCGUGGGAGGAGGAGACUGGAAAGUGAAGAUUGGGGACCUCACGCCACAGUGGGAAGAAACCGUGGCGAAGGCGUGGCAGCAAUUCUUAGCAUCAGAAAAAAAGACUCCUCAGAAUAAGGUUCUAGCCCAGACUUGCAGCAAAACACGCCCAUGGAGCGGAAGCUUAUCUUCAGCAAUGAAACUCGCAGCCCACAAAAACAUCAAGCAAAUGGGAUACCACGCACAGUUGCAGGCCGGGCCUAGCUUUCAGCUCUGCGCUGCCACCACCUCCGAGACCCACGUGGAGUUUGGCGACAGCUGGAAUUUUUCAGGUUUGGGUUUAAUAGACCCACAAAAUUUUGAAUAUCCCAAGAAAGCCGAAAAGCACCAGCCAAGUAAAGGAGAAAGAGUGGCGGAUUGUGGCCAGUUGACAUUCUUCCCUGCCUUGCAUGAAAGUUAUUCAGAAGAUUUGUUGGAGGUGUGCGUAGAAAGAAGAAUCAUCUUGCAAGAGUUUGCAGAGGAUGAAAAGGUUACAGGUAGAGAAUCAGUGGUGAUUGUCCAGGGGCAUGUGGCCCUAGAAGGGGUGCUUCUCUUUGGUCAGAAGCAUUUUUACAUCUGCGAGUACUUCACCUUGUCUCACCCGCAAGAGGUUUACUGCACAAGGCACUGCUUAUCCAGCAUCAGCGAUUCGUUCAUUUAUACCUUAUGCUACAAAGACCAAGCCAUGGGGCAGCCUGCGUGUUCCUGCUACUCAUACGAUGACAUUAAAGAGAUCCACCCAAUGCGCUUUCUUCUUCAGGAGGUGGCCGUGGAAAUCUUCUUCCGAAGUGGCUACUCCGUGUUCCUGGCGUUCCACAACAGUGCCCGGAAAAAACCCCUGAAAAGGUUUUGGUCAAAGAAGCCCAGUUUGAAAUCCAGAGGAAUCACAGAAGAGUCCAUCAAUGUAAGAAGAAGCACAGGAGGAGAGAAGAACAUGCUCUUGAAGUGGCAGAGGAGGGAAAUCAGCAACUUUGAGUACCUCAUGUACCUGAACACUCUGGCUGGACGGACCUACAGCGAUCUCAUGCAGUACCCGGUCUUCCCGUGGAUCCUGGCUGACUAUCAUUCCCAGACUUUGGAUCUGACCAAUCCCGCUGUCUUCCGUGACCUGUCGAAGCCCAUGGGGGCACAGACAGCCGAGAGAAAAGAGAAGUUCGUCCAGCGCUAUAAAGACAUCGAGAAGACUGAAGGCGAGCUCUCCGCCCAGUGCCAUUACUGCACCCACUACUCCUCGGCCAUAAUCGUGGCCUCCUACCUGGUCCGCAUCGAGCCCUUCACCCAGAUCUACUGCUCCCUACAGGGAGGAGGUUUCGACGUCGCGGACAGGAUGUUCCACAGCCUGAAGAGCACCUGGGACUCCGUUUCCAGGCAGAACAUGACCGACGUGAGAGAACUCACCCCCGAAUUCUUUUACCUGCCUGAAUUCUUGACCAACUGCAACCAGUUCGAGUUUGGAAGCUUGCAGGACGGGACUCUGCUGGGGGAUGUUGAGCUGCCACCCUGGGCAGAAGGAAGCCCGCAUAGGUUCAUUAGCUUGAACAGGCAGGCACUGGAGAGCGAUUACGUCAGCAGCCACCUCCAUCACUGGAUAGACCUCAUCUUUGGUCACAAGCAGCACGGCCCGGCGGCAGUGAAGGCCCUCAAUGUCUUCCACCCGUAUUUCUAUGGUGACCAGGUCCACCUGGACAGCAUCAGUGACCCCCUCACCAAAAACACCGUCUUGGGAUUCAGCAGCAACUUUGGACAAAUCCCAAAGCAGCUCUUUACCAAACCACACCCAGCUCGGAAUGCCCUGGGGAAGCAUCCAGUGGGCAGAGACGGCCUCCGCUUCUCCCUCCCUGCUGGGCAACUCCUUCCACCGCUUAGCAGCCUCCACAACUUGAAGUUCUCCUCGGUUCCCACUCAUCUUCCUUCUUCUUAUGCAGACGCACCUCAAGGACCUGUGGGUCACAUCGUGUGCACAGACAAGGGGGUUUUGGCUGUGGAGAAGAACAAAAUUUUGCUCCCUCCACAGUGGAACAAAGUCUUUUGUUGGGGAUUUGAUGACUUCACCUGCUGCCUGGCCAGCUAUGGAUCAGACAAGAACAUGGCCACCUUUGAGGCCCCUGUGGACUGGGGGUCUUCCUUCUGUGCCGUGUGCCCCACGCCGACAACGCUCAUCACCUCAGGCAGCAGCUCUGUGGUAUGCACCUGGGAACUCUUCGUGGCCAGUGACGGAGCUGCCCGCUUGCGCCUCAAGAAGCCUUUGUACGGCCACCGUGGGGCCGUGACCUGCUUGGCUUCCUCGGCCUCCUACGGCAUCGUGGUGAGCGGCUCCGCCGACAGAUCCGGCAUCAUCUGGGACUUGCACCGGCUGACGCGCCUCACCCGGCUUCCCGCCCACCAGGCCUGCCUCUCGGCGGUUGCCGUCAACGAUUCCACGGGGAACAUCGCCUCCUGUGCCGGAGAGACUCUCUACGUAUGGAAUAUCAAUGGGAAGCCCCUGGCCAGACUCAACUCGGCCUGCCGGCUUGGCUCCACCUUGUCCUGCUGCUGCUUCAUGGAGGUGAUGGAUGGGGAUGUGCCCGGCCUGAUCGUGGCGGGUGACACAGGGGGCCGUGUGCAGGUCUGGAAGCUUGAGAAUGCCCCCGCUUGGCGCCAGGACAUCGGUACGAACUCCCGGGAAAGCUCGGCCAAGCAGGCAAAGCUCCUGUCCCAGGCCUCUGAGCUACGGCAGCAGGAGCCAGACUUGCUCUGUUCCUCCGAAGGACACAGCAGGAGCUCUGAGGGCCUCCUCACAAGGAGGGAAUAUGCACGGGUGGCCCACUGUGGCCGAGAGAAGCUCUCUUGCUCAGCUCCGCUGCCUCACAAACGCUGCCAGCAGUCUCAUUUUGGCAUCCGCAAGCGCUUGACGAUUGGCGCGUGCAGACACAUGCGCGAGCCCCCGCAAAGCUGCCCGUUGGCAAAUGGGUUUUCUGUGUCCAAAAGCAUCCUCUCAGCAGCAACGGGCAGCCAGGCGGAGAUCCCAUUCAUUCUCUGCCAAGAGCUGGAUCUCAGCACGACUCCGCCGGAGAGGCCUGGCAGAGCGGCGGCAUCUGUCACCACCCUGGCAGUCUCCAGGAAUUACUCCAAGCUCCUUGCUGGCGAUGACAGUGGAAAGAUCUUCUGUUGGUCAGUGGAUGAGUAA